Molecule: messenger RNA, 1110 nt
Organism: Aureobasidium pullulans EXF-150
Lineage: Eukaryota; Fungi; Ascomycota; Dothideomycetes; Dothideales; Saccotheciaceae
Exons: 1
Coding region: 1-1110 (369 amino acids)
Biological process (GO): lipid metabolic process
Molecular function (GO): phosphoric diester hydrolase activity
Source: RefSeq, a predicted model, not a curated record
AUGCAUUGCUCCCCGCUCGCCACCCUCCUCACUUUGGUCAUACUCGCUGAGCCACUGUUUGCGUACCAGACCAUCGCCCAUCGCGGUCUUUUUCACGAUGUCAACGACCACAACGCCUUGGCUGAGAACAGCGUUAAUGCAAUGUAUCGCGCUGAAGCUUUGGGUCUACCUGGUGUCGAAUUCGAUCUCCGAUUGAGCUCUGACAAUCAAGUCCUUGUCUUCCACGAUAUGAUAUCCAACCGUGCCACUUCCAACGACAACUAUGGUGGCCGUCUUGAUGCUGUUGACGUGUCCCUGAAUCUUCAGCCGCCAGUGGCUCCCAUCCUGGUCAAAUCUAGACCAGCGAACUCCUGGAUUGGCACCGGAUUGAAGGCUUUCGGUCGCAAUGGACGGCUCGUUCCUGCCGAUGGCGCACAAAAGCUGGAAACACUGGACUCGAUGCUCUCCCACUUCAAGAACCUCAACAAUCCUAACUUCUGGUUGAUUCUCGACAUCCAAGACCCGGUCAUCUUCAGCAGAGCGGCAGCCGCGGUGAACGCCCAUGGUUUGAGUAGAACUGUAUUCCUCAAAUUCUUCGCAACGAAAGCCAUCAACUCCAAGGGUAUCAAAUACAAUGGAGCCAACACUUGCUAUCAAUAUGCGCGCAAGAAUCAUCUCAGCGAUCUACAAAUCAUUCCCCAAAUCAACGAUGGAGAGCUCCAUUUCGAAGGAGAAAUUGCGUACCUCAACGUCUUCAACACAAAGUUAUCAGUUAGAGAAUAUCUCCAGUGUUGGGCAGACGCUCAGAAAGCUCAUUCUGGAAACGGAGCAGCUCUUAUGCCCAUCGUGAGUGCGAGCGUUCCAGCCAAUAACGAAGUCGCAUUCAAUACCGCUCGAGACACCUUGGCUUGGGCCAAGAGUGCAGGCAGAAAGACCAUGUCCAUUUUGCCCAUUCCAGAUGCCGGUCGUAUUAUCAACACGCAGUGCACUUUGUGGACCUAUCAAUCGGGCAGUGUCAAGGCAGCAAGAUUUGACGAAUCUGCGCGCAAGGCGAAACUUGCCUUUGUGGAAAUCGCGAAGCCUGAUUAUGUUGUUCUUGACUUGAUGGGUGAUUUGGGCAAUCGCAGAUGA